Molecule: messenger RNA, 2535 nt
Organism: Theileria orientalis strain Shintoku
Lineage: Eukaryota; Apicomplexa; Aconoidasida; Piroplasmida; Theileriidae
Product: sortilin
Exons: 2
Coding region: 1-2535 (844 amino acids)
Biological process (GO): post-Golgi vesicle-mediated transport
Cellular component (GO): Golgi apparatus; membrane
Molecular function (GO): protein binding
Source: RefSeq, a predicted model, not a curated record
AUGAGUAAACUAAUAAGCUGUGUAUCCUUAAUACUAGGGAUAUACAUGAUGGAGAAGAUGGUAAAGGGAGAUGACGGAGUGGGAGUGUCAGUGCGAGAAGGAGAAAGCCUGGACUACUACAGCGUAAACGGAGAGACCUUCGUGGACGCGAAGAAUAAAAAGAAGGUGUCAGUGACGGAGAUCAGCUUCGACGCGCUGGUGGAGGACAUAGUAUGGUGCGGAACGGAAAAUAAAGUAGUGUUACUGAAAACGUCCUCAGGAAGGUUGUAUAGAAGCCUUAAUAGCGGAAAACAAUGGUCAGAAAUAACAGCACAGCUGUCAGGACAGAACAAGAACGACCCGUUCCACGUGGACUCAAUGUUCGUGUGCGAGUCUGACAAGAAUGUAGUGGCGAUCCUGGGGACAGGAGAACAACAUUACAUGUCCUCAGACGGAGCGAAAACAUUUAAGCCAAUGGGAUUCAAAGGAGAAAUAAACAUGUUCUUCUUUCACCCGUCGAAAGCGUCAUGGUCGCUCCUGAGCACGUGGGAAGGAGACUGCCUGUCUAAGGGAACAGGAGGAGACUGCACGCACGCAAUGUACGUGAGUAGAGACCUGGGAGCAACAUAUAAGCUGGUGACGAAGUACGUGGGCCAGUUCAGCUGGGGAGACCCGAAGCACAACAGCGAAGAUAGAAUAUACUACAGCAGAUACGAAAUGCAAUCAGGAGACCAGCCUAAACAAGACGGCUGGAACGACACAAUCACAUUUAAGUACACAGAUGACUUCGGAGAGUCGUCACAGGAGCUGCUGAAGGGAGGAAACAAGUUCCUGGUGAGCAACGGAUACGUGUUUGUAGCGCAAGUGGCAGACACAGCAAGACAAACAGUAAACCUGUGCGUGAGCACAGAUAACGCGAAGACGUUCAACAAAGCAAGAAUAAGCACGGAGCUAGACGAAAAAAGCUACACGAUCCUGGACACGUCGGAAGGAGCAGUGAUGAUACACGUGGGUCACCAGUACGAAGGAAGCGACGUGGAGGUGGGAAACGUGUACAUAUCAGACGCAAGUGGGCUGAACUACACGCUCUCGCUGCCAAAUAACAUAAGAGCGUCAACAGGAGAGUGCGAGUUCGACAAGGUCUUCUCACUGGAAGGAAUAUACCUGGCGAACUUCAGAGACGACUCAGGAGGAUUCCUGGACCCGCAGCAGUCGUUCAAAGCACACAUCAACGGGAACGCAGGAACGAAAAGCGCAACAGGAACGCAGGUGGACAAGAAGAGAAGAGGCGCCUCGCACAGAAAGGUGGAGCCGAACAUAAGAACAGUGAUAUCAUUCAACAAGGGAGCACAGUGGAACUACCUGACGCCGCCGAAGGUGGACUCGUACGGAAGACAGUACGACUGCGACCCGAACAGAUGCUUCCUGCACCUGCACGGAAUCACGCAGUUUAAAAACUUCGCACCCUUCUACUCAGUGGAAAACGCAGUGGGCCUUAUCCUGGGCACGGGAAACGUGGGAGACCACCUGACGUUCGAAAGCUCGAGCGUCAACACGUUCCUGAGCAGAGACGGAGGCUUGACGUGGAAGGAGGUGCACAAGGGAGCCUUCAUCUACGAGCUGGGAGACCACGGAGGACUGCUGGUGAUGGCGCAGGACCAGAACAAGACGCGAGAAGUGGUCUUCAGCUGGAACGAAGGAGCGAGCUGGUUCGACUUCUCGCUGAGCAAGAGCGAGCUGAGCGUUAACAACAUCGUUAUCGAGCCGACAUCGAGCUCGCUGGAGUUCCUGCUCUACGGAAACAGGAACGGAAUCGGAGUGGUCUUCCACCUGGACUUCACGACGCUGAACCAGCCAGCCUGCAAAGGAAUCUGGUCAAUCAACUCGUCAAGCAGCGACUACGAGACGUGGACGCCGAAGGACAUGUCAGGAAACGAGUGCCUGCUGGGCAAGAAGGUGACGUACAAGAGAAGGAAGCAGUCGAGCGAGUGCUUCAACGGAAAGGACUUCAAGAGGAACGUGGACAAGGAGCUCUGCCAGUGCACGAAGCAGGACUACGAGUGCGAGGUGGGCUUCACGCGAGGAAUAGGAAGCGACGUCUGCAAGGUCGAGGGCUCCUUCCUGGCGAAGGAGGGCUGCAGGUCCGCGUCCUACUUCUACACGAACGCGUACAGAAAGGUGCCGGGCGACGUGUGCGUGGACGGCUGGGUGCCGGAGAUGGUGGCAGUGGCGUGCCCCCCGCACUCACCACUGUCUAAAGGGUCAAAGAUGGUGCUGACGUUCCUGCUGAUACUGUCGUUUGUAAUGUUGGUCAUGGUCUACGUCUCGCAAAACGAAAAGCUGAAGCUGAUGUUCCACAACUACGGAUUCAAGAGCUACGAACACGUGCCGUACUCGAGCGUCAACAGCAGAAAGAGGACCAACAUAGGAGGAAGGUUCGAGCCGGAGCUGGGCUUCAUCGACGCGGAGCAGGAGCACGAGGAGGUGCCGACACUGCUGAACUACCUCCACGACUCGGAAAAAAACCAGGAGCCGAAGACAAUAGAACUUUUGUAA